AUGUUGUGUCUCAAUGUGCCUGCUCCUAAAGACAGCAUUACGACCCGAUUUGGCCGCCGCUUGUUGUGGAUGGCUCUUGGUAUCCUGGGCCCAGAAUUUCCUCUCACAUAUGCCGCAGGCCAAUGGAGUCGAGCAAAACGAUCCGUGGUGUCCUUCAAGGCGUACAAUUAUGAGGAGUGGCAUAUGCGGCAGGCAUUCUUUGCAGACAUGGGUGGCUUUAUCUUUCACGCCCGAGACGGCGAACCCUUUCCACUUAAUGCAACUCAGCUUCAUUGGCUUGUUGUCAACAAAUUCGUCGAAUACCCCGCCGUUACCCGCAAAGAUAUCUGGGACAAGUCCAAGCAAGACACAUUUACCAAGGUCGUCACUGCGUUCCAAAUCGGCUACUUGAUUGUCCAGUGCAUUGCACGUGCCACCCAAGGUCUGGCGAUCACGACUUUGGAGCUGAAUGCAAUCGCUAUUGUCGUCUGUUCACUGAUGACGUCUUGUUUCUGGCUUCACAAGCCUGCAGAUAUACAAAUGCCCAUCCACAUCCACUCAUCGCACUCGCUUGCGGAGAUGACGCUCAACCGAGAAUGGAGUCUUACACCUCUCGAUUUCAUCGACGAGAACGGCCCUGGAUAUUCGGUCAACGUGCAGCCUUUCAUGAAGAUGCCGGUUAUUCCUACAGAGAGGCCGAUUCAGCGAAUUCCGAACGACAGAUUCCCAACGAAUCCUUACGGUGUACAAGAAUAUUUCUUAUGCUUUGCCACUUUGCUCUUCACCGCCAUUCAUGUCGCAGGCUGGAGUUUUGAUUUCCCCAGCCGCACGGAGCAGCUUCUUUGGCGUAUUUGCUCGCUUCUGCUUUUCGGUAUUACUGCAGCAUUUUGGGUAUUUGAAACAGCAGCGUCAUGGACUCGUUUGGGCCGUUGGAGGACGUUAUACUUAUUCGUCUUCAAGAGAAAAGCAUUGGCAGAACACAAGAUACAUAUGGCGCAGAGAACCGCCACAAUGAAGAGACAAUCCAACCAGCUGCCAUUACCCUGGGAGUUUGCAACGAUAACGCCGUUGGCCAUUAUAUAUGGAGUGGCGCGGUUCUAUUUGAUCGCGGAAGCCUUUGCUGAAUUGAGAGACGUACCAGGGACAGCAUAUCUCAAUAUACAGUGGACGAACUUCAUUCCACAUAUAUAA
Messenger RNA from Cladophialophora psammophila CBS 110553, 1170 nucleotides. RefSeq lists its product as uncharacterized. The record is from RefSeq and is a predicted model, not a curated record. The coding region runs from base 1 to 1170 and encodes 389 amino acids. Lineage: Eukaryota; Fungi; Ascomycota; Eurotiomycetes; Chaetothyriales; Herpotrichiellaceae. The transcript has a single exon.